AUGGAUCACCUGCUGCUGGUGCUGCUGUUGCUGUGGAGCUCAGCUUUGACUUUCUCCUCAGGACUCCAGGCUGAAGGAAGUCACACCUCAACAGGUGCUCGGUGUGACACCACAGCCAAGGCUGACAUCGUGCUGUUGGUGGACGGCUCCGGGAGCAUCGGCAACUUAGAAUUUGAAAUCUUCAAGUCUUUUAUCUCUAGCAUAGUCAGAAACCUCCACAUCGGCCCGGACCGAGUCCAGAUUGGUCUGGUUCAGUACAGUUUUAGACCACAGACUGAGUGGCACCUGAACACCUACCAGACCACAUAUUCCCUGCUGGGGGCCACAAGCAGUCUGCGACAGAUUACAGGAGGCACCAUGACAGGAAUGGCUCUUAACUUCACCCUGCAGAACAACUUCCAGCCCGAUGUGGGAAUGCGUGCAGACUCCCAAAAAAUUGUUGUCUUGCUGACAGACGGAGAGUCCCAGGACGACACACGGCUCCCGUCACAGAAACUGAAGGACGCCGGCAUAGAGAUCUACGCUAUUGGGGUGAGGGGUGCCAAAGAGAGUGAGCUGAAAUCCAUCGCCUCCGAGCCCACUGAAAUUCACACGUACAGUGUCACAGACUUCUCGUUUCUCCCAGCCAUCGUUGACAACCUCACCAUCAACCUCUGUGACAACUCUAAAAUCUUAGAACCUGUCAGGUUGGAUGCAGUUGUUAUCUCCAGACUGGUGGUCCUGCCGCUGUUGUUCAUCGCUGCCAUCUGUUUCAUCCAUAAGGCCACCAGGGGCCAGAAGCCAGACCCACAGGAGAACGUGGAGCUGGAUUAUUAUAACCUCGGUGUUUGCAGAGCUGAAGGGGGGCCGGCUGAAGAGGAAGGAGCCCAGGCAGGAGAGUAGGACCUCCAAAGAGCUUUUCCCACAUCUAGAUGGAUUGCUCAGCUUCAACACAACUGUGCUUCAGCUCCGUCAAGGUUACACCAAAUGUUUUACCUUUAGACUUCUACUGAAAUGAGAGCAGAAAAAAGAUGACCAAGAACCAAACCAGGUCUUUGCAGCCCAGUAUCUCUGGGAAUAAUGUCCAAAUACAUCAGCUGUUGGAGGUCGGGGUCCUCUAAUUUGUGUUUGCCUUAACUGAAACCACAAUCUUUCCAUACCGCUAACCUAUUGGCUAACACUAACUGACUCUAAUGGGUUCUCUGUGGGCUCUAAUAACAUAUAGCAUAAAUAACAUCUUAAAUAAUAUAGUAAAUCAGUAAGUACAGCUGCUGAUCAGGUAUACUGGUUCACUAAAACGCUGAAGAAUCGUAAUUCCAGUUUGUGGCACCAUAAUGUUCAUAAUGUUCAGAGACGUU
Micropterus dolomieu (smallmouth bass) is the source of this 1337-nucleotide messenger RNA. RefSeq names its product collagen alpha-1(XII) chain-like. Lineage: Eukaryota; Metazoa; Chordata; Actinopteri; Centrarchiformes; Centrarchidae. Gene Ontology annotation, biological process: endodermal cell differentiation. The record is from RefSeq and is a predicted model, not a curated record. Bases 1 to 882 code for a protein of 293 amino acids. The transcript has 8 exons.